This is a messenger RNA of Schistocerca americana (American grasshopper), 1993 nucleotides long. RefSeq names its product protein transport protein Sec61 subunit alpha (gene Sec61alpha). NCBI's taxonomy places the organism in Eukaryota, Metazoa, Arthropoda, Insecta, Orthoptera, Acrididae. Gene Ontology annotation, molecular function: transmembrane protein transporter activity; ribosome binding; signal sequence receptor activity. The record is from RefSeq and is a predicted model, not a curated record. Gene Ontology annotation, biological process: post-translational protein targeting to membrane, translocation; SRP-dependent cotranslational protein targeting to membrane, translocation. Gene Ontology annotation, cellular component: Sec61 translocon complex; membrane. The coding region runs from base 154 to 1584 and encodes 476 amino acids. The transcript has 9 exons.
UCACGUGACUGGUUGACUGUGGACGUGUAAAGCAUAGUUGUCUUUCGAAGCGGUGAGAGGGUGGCUUGCGGACGGUGUCUUAAUUUUCACAUGUUGUAGUAGAACGUGUAAAACAAGAAUUGCUAUAUAUAAAUAGUGUAAAACUCCGUAAAUAUGGGGAUCAAGUUCCUAGAGGUAAUCAAGCCGUUUUGCAGUAUACUUCCAGAAAUCGCGAAACCUGAACGAAAGAUUCAGUUUCGUGAGAAGGUGCUAUGGACAGCGAUAACGUUAUUCAUAUUUUUAGUCUGCUGCCAGAUACCCCUGUUUGGCAUAAUGAGUUCAGACUCUGCAGACCCAUUCUACUGGAUACGUGUUAUUCUAGCUUCCAAUCGAGGUACUCUUAUGGAACUUGGUAUUUCCCCCAUUGUAACUUCAGGUUUAAUUAUGCAGCUAUUGGCUGGAGCCAAGAUAAUUGAAGUCGGCGACACACCAAAGGACAGAGCUUUAUUCAAUGGAGCACAGAAAUUGUUCGGCAUGGUCAUAACUGUUGGACAGGCAAUAGUGUAUGUUAUGACUGGCAUGUAUGGUGAUCCUUCAGAGAUUGGUGCUGGCGUUUGCCUUUUGAUCAUAAUUCAGCUUUUUGUUGCUGGUCUUAUUGUUCUUCUGCUUGAUGAGCUUCUGCAGAAAGGCUAUGGACUUGGAUCUGGAAUUUCACUGUUCAUUGCAACAAACAUAUGUGAAACAAUUGUGUGGAAGGCAUUCAGUCCAACUACUGUGAAUACAGGACGUGGUACAGAAUUUGAAGGUGCAGUGAUUGCCCUGUUUCACUUACUGGCAACACGUCAGGACAAAGUGAGAGCCUUGAGGGAAGCAUUCUAUAGGCAGAAUCUGCCAAACUUGAUGAAUCUGCUUGCAACUAUUCUUGUUUUUGCCAUUGUAAUUUACUUCCAGGGCUUCAGGGUGGAUCUGCCAAUAAAAUCUGCUCGCUAUAGAGGCCAGUACAGCAGCUACCCAAUAAAGCUGUUUUAUACAUCAAACAUUCCUAUUAUCUUGCAAUCAGCUCUUGUUUCGAAUCUCUAUGUCAUAUCUCAGAUGUUGGCUGUAAAGUUCACUGGGAACUUCUUUGUGAACCUUCUUGGUGUUUGGGCUGAUGUCGGCGGUGGUGGCCCAGCUCGUGCAUAUCCAGUUGGUGGCCUCUGCUAUUACUUAUCACCACCAGAAAACAUAAUGCAUAUCCUGGAAGAUCCUGUACAUGCACUGCUGUACAUUAUUUUCAUGCUUGGAUCAUGUGCAUUCUUUUCGAAGACGUGGAUUGAUGUGUCUGGCUCAUCAGCAAAAGAUGUGGCAAAGCAACUUAAAGAGCAACAAAUGGUAAUGCGUGGACAUCGUGACAACUCCAUGAUUAGAGAGUUGAACCGUUACAUACCAACUGCUGCAGCCUUCGGUGGUCUGUGCAUAGGAGCACUUUCUGUUCUAGCUGACUUCUUGGGUGCUAUUGGUUCUGGUACUGGUAUCCUCCUUGCUGUAACAAUCAUAUACCAGUAUUUUGAAAUAUUUGUGAAAGAACAGAGUGACAUGGGCAGCAUGAGUACACUAUUAUUCUAAGACCAUUUUCACCAUACAUACAGGAUGAAGUUGUUCCAUCACAGCAGUGUCUGCUGUUAGUUGAGUAGCUGUUGUGCAUCAUCAGAAACAUAGUUAAAUGCAUGAUAAGUGUUUUCUUUUGUUGUAGCUGUACCAGACUAUUUCCCACUAUAUUCUGUAUGGAAUUCAAUGUCACAUCGUAAUGCAGAAGUAUUUGGAGGUUUCUUAUUGUUUUAAGUGUCAUAGACAUCAGUGUUCCUGAUUAUUUAUUGUUUUUGGGGCUGUAACUGCACUGCAAGAGACAAUUGGUGACACAAUGUACACAUGUAUAACCUGAAACAAUAGCUUGUUGACACUUCUCUGCUCUGUAUGUCAAUAGUGUGACAUGAAGAUCACCACCAAUAAAAGCAGAUGAUAAAGAUGCCACAAA